Molecule: messenger RNA, 818 nt
Organism: Carassius auratus (goldfish)
Lineage: Eukaryota; Metazoa; Chordata; Actinopteri; Cypriniformes; Cyprinidae
Product: Golgi SNAP receptor complex member 2-like
Biological process (GO): intra-Golgi vesicle-mediated transport; vesicle fusion
Cellular component (GO): SNARE complex; late endosome membrane; endoplasmic reticulum membrane
Molecular function (GO): SNARE binding; SNAP receptor activity
Source: RefSeq, a predicted model, not a curated record
AAGAGGUCCUUUUUUCCUGUUGACGUGUAUGCUUGUCAGCGAUAUGUGAAACUAAACGAAACGGAGGAAAUAAAACAUUACAUAACUUUCCUUUAAAUACUUUUAACCUUGUUUUUAGUGGCGUCCUUAAACCGUCACUGAAGAUGGAGACGCUUUACCAUCAGACCAAUAAACAAAUCCAGGAGGUUCAGUCUCACAUGGGAAGACUGGAGACAACAGACCGACAGUCAGUCCAUUUACUUGAAAAUGAACUUCAAGCAAGAAUUGACCAGAUCUUUAAUCAGCUGGAGCGACUGGAGAUACUGGCCAGUAAAGAGCCACCAAACCGCCGGCAAAACGCCAAACUGCGUGUUGAUCAGUUGAAGUAUGAUGUGCAGCAUCUCCAGACCGCCCUGAGGAACUUCCAGCACCGCCGUUACGCUCGCGAGGCUCAGGAGAGAGAAAGAGAGGAGCUCUUGAGCCGAAGCUUCACAACAAACGAUGCAGACACCUCCAUCCCUAUUGAUGAAACCCUGCAGUUUAAUAGCAGUCUGCAAAACGCUCACAGAGGAAUGGACGACCUGCUGGGCUCCGGCUCCAGCAUCCUUAACGGCCUGAGAGACCAGAGGAGCACGCUUAAGGGUACCCAUAAAAAGAUGCUGGAUGUGGCAAACAUGUUGGGUUUGUCGAACACGGUCAUGCGUUUCAUUGAGAAGCGAGCAUCGCAGGACAAGUUCAUCAUGAUGGCUGGAAUGCUGGCUACUUGCUUUGUCAUGUUCCUGGUGGUGAAAUACCUGAGCUGAACUCUCCCAGCUUGAGCCGACCCCUGCUGCUCGAUG